CCCAAUUCCACUCAUCUGCUAAUCUUCACACCUAUACCAACAGAGAUAGAGAUAGAGAGAGAAAAGAAUGGCUUGUGUAGCUGUAAAUUCUCUUAUCAGAACAUUAGAGCUUGAGUUCUUGCAACCUCACCCUCGUCCAUUCCUACAACAAUUGGAACUCAUCCCUUUUAACAAAGACCUCAUCCAAUCUCUCCAUGCAAAGCUUGGUUUUCUCAUACAACUGUUCGACGAGUUCAGAAUGGAUGGUGUUGAAGCAAUUAAAGACUUGGAAACAGAGCUCAGAGAUGUAGCUUUCAGAGUAGAAGAUGAAAUUGAACUCUAUGUGGUACAUCUCUGUAAAGAAGCUGACCAGGAAAUGGGACAAGAGGACACUGAAGCCAAAAAAACUCAGCAUUCUCAUAGACUUAGUCAUGUAUUGCAACAAUCAAUAGAAGACAUUGAUGCAAUUAAAGAAGAGGUGGAGAAAGUCAUGAUGGAGUACAAGCAUGACAUAGCUGCGCAAGGAAGGAAGACUACACUUGAUGUUAUUCCAAAAUCUGAUGAUGAACUUGUCAAGAUGGACAGUUCCGGUUCUUCCAAUCAUGCUUCACACACUGAGGACAUAAUGGUCGGGAAGAACAAUGAGUUCGAUACUAUAAUGAAAAUGCUAAUACAACAUCCAUCUAAACAACGAGAAGUUGUCUCAAUUCAAGGUAUGGGAGGAAUCGGCAAGACAACAUUAGCUAGACGAGUUUUUGAAAAUCCAUCAAUUGUCUCCAACUUUGACAGACAAUUAUGGGUUGUUGUAUCACAACAUCACAAUAAGAGGCAAAUGCUCUUAGAUCUUCUUGGUUCUAAAGACAAUGUAAACAAUAGCGAUGAUGGGGAUCUAGCAUUACAACUCUACCAAAGUUUGAAGGGUCAAAGGUACUUCGUAGUGAUGGAUGAUGUAUGGAGCAUAGAGUCAUGGAAUGAUGUUAACUCUUGCUUUCCAGACGAUAUAAAUGGGAGUCGAGUAUUGUUGACUACUCGCGUUGCAGAGGUGGCUACUUAUAUUGGCUCUAACAAUUACUUCUCCCAUCAAAUGCACUUAUUAGAUCAGAGUGAAAGUUGGGAAUUAUUUCAUAAAAAGGCAUGCAAAUCUCACAGUGUUGAAUUUGAGACAAUUGGGAGACCAAUUGUUGAGAAAUGUAACGGACUGCCGUUAGCAAUUGUUGUGGUAGCAGGUUUAUUUUCAAAACUCAAUACACUAGUUGAGUGGAAGAAUACUGCUAAUGCUCUAAUAAGUUCUUCAACAUCAACUCUAGAUGAUGAAGAAUGUUGGAGAAUCCUUUCAUUGAGUUAUAGUCACUUGCCCCAUAAUUUGAAAGCUUGCUUUUUAUAUUUAGGAGUUUUUCCAGAAGAUUAUAAGAUCAAUGCUAACAACCUUGCAAGGUUAUGGGCUGCGGAAGGACUUGUAAAGGCAUUUAAGAAUGAGAGUUUUGAAGCGGUGGCUAAAAGGUACAUAAAUGAACUUAUGGAUAGAAACUUAAUUCUUGUAAGCACAAGAAGUAGUUGUGGAAGAAAAAUUAAAGAGUUUAAAGUACAUGAUUUAUUGCAUGCCUUUUGUGUAAGAGAAGGUCAGAACCAGUGUCUUUUGUAUGUUGCCGACGAGAGUGGUUGCAAUUUCCCUGAGAAAGGUGUCCGUUGGAUAAGAAUGCAAAGGGUGUCAUUUCAAGAUUUUGGCAUCUCUGCGUUACUUUCUCUGUCAAAACACUGCCGGUCCAUCUUUUAUUUUCUGGAGUGGCACAAAUAUCAUUCAAUAAGUUUGGUAUUUUUCAGCUUAUUGAGGGUACUCUAUGUUACUGAAUUCCGUUCGCCAAGUCCGACUGUUCAUAUCCAUUUGAGAUACCUACAGAUAUUCCGGGACUUUGAUCCUCUUGAUUCAUUAGUCUCCAAAGCUUGGAAUCUUCAAACAUUUAGUGUGUCUGCAGGAUUGAAGGAUUUGAAGCUUCCACAAGUACAGUAUAUUAGCUGUCGUGUACUUUAUGAUUUGCCCAAAUCUGUUCAUCGAAACUUGCAGGUCAUUUCUGGAUUGCUGUCUAAUGAUUGCGACCAAGAGUCCUUAACUAAAGUUCCAUACCUAAAGAAGGUAUCUAUUAUUAUAAGCAAAACCAAUGAUUGCACUAAGGACCUUGUCUGUUUACUGCAGCUUGAGAGUUUGUCUCUUUGGGUUAGAACAUGGACCUCUACCUAUGUAAUUCCGGAUAGGAUGGCUCAAAUCAUUAACAAUAUUCUUCUCUUGAAAAACAUUAGGAAGCUGAGGUUUGAUUUUAUAGAAUCUAAGUGGGAGGUAAUUAAUGUUUUGAGCAAGUUACCAAGGCUUGAGGUGCUCAAGUUAAGGUAUUGUGAGCUUGGAGAAAAGUGGGAAGUACCAGAGAAUGUGAAAUUCUGCCACUUAAUUUGUUUGCAAAUUCGGUCUGUUAAUCUCAAGCAUUUGGAAGUUGGUGCUGAUAAUUUUCCAAAACUUGAGCACCUAUUCCUUGAAGAUUGCUAUAAAUUGAGAGAGAUCCCGAAUAGCUUUGCAGAAAUUCCAACAUUGAACUUAAUCCAAUUAGAGAAGUGCCAUCCUUCUGCAGUGGAGUCAGCAAAGCAAAUUCAGGCUGAACAGCAUGACUAUGGAAACCAAAAUAUGGUUGUCAUUGAGAAAUAUAUGGUUGUCAUGGAGUCAGCCAAGUAAAUUCAGCUUGAAGAUGACUCCGAUGAAGGCGAGUUUGAUGAAGAUGAGGAGUAGAUGAUGCAAAGCUAUUGCAAAGAAAAACUCUAAAGCUGCUAAUUAAUUUGAAUAGGCUAUAGAUUACUAUAUUACAUACUGUCUUGUAUUGCAUCUAUGAAUGAACAAUAUAAUCUGCUGCAAUUAUUUAAGGCUUGCUAGGUGGAUUUAAGAGUUGUAAAAAUAUUUUGAUCUAUCUCAUCAACAAUAUUAAUAGUGAUGAAUUCUCUUUAACUUCAACGUAGCUGCAUUAGCUUGCUCUUCUUCAUCUAAUAUUUAUAACCAGAGUAAGCUA
Messenger RNA from Ipomoea nil (Japanese morning glory), 3026 nucleotides. Its product is annotated as putative late blight resistance protein homolog R1A-10. Bases 68 to 2698 code for a protein of 876 amino acids. Gene Ontology annotation, molecular function: ADP binding. Lineage: Eukaryota; Viridiplantae; Streptophyta; Magnoliopsida; Solanales; Convolvulaceae. Gene Ontology annotation, biological process: defense response to other organism. The transcript is spliced from 2 exons. The record is from RefSeq and is a predicted model, not a curated record.